AUGCCCAGCGGAUUAUUUCCUGUUACUUGGGAUGCCAAAUACGCCUCCAGUUCGGAUGAAGAGUUUGAAGAAUUCUUAGAAAGUAAUAUUCUCAUGCUCUCUAAUGUCCAUAGGAAAAUCUCCGAACUAGAGAUUCUAGAGUUCUUUCAAGGUUGCAACUGCCAAGUGGUUUUAAACAAGAAACGAGAAUUUAGAGUUGAGUUUCCAUCUCACGAAGAAGCAAUGGCAGCGUUGCAAAACUUUAAUGAAGUGAAAUUGGUGGGACGAACUAUUAGUCUUACCAGGUCUACAUAUCCGAUGUAUAAAAUUUUCUGCAUCAAAGGUUUCAAGAACACAUUACUGCCAACUGUCAAACGCCAAGUAGUGAAUGAAAUUUUUGAAAACGAUUUUGGGUAUCUUUACAUGUAUUUGGGGGAUCAGGUUGAUGUGGAAAAAACUGUGUUGCAGAAGAGAAAAUACCUUCAAGUCAAAGAAUGUCGAAUGAAGGGGAAAGUCAAUAAAAGCCUAUCAUCUAACUGGAAGACAGUUGCGUUUUCAUACAGUGUCUUACUCUCUCAUAUCUCUGAAAGUUUUGCGCUUCAUAGACCAAACACAUCUUAA
Messenger RNA from Arabidopsis thaliana (thale cress), 600 nucleotides. Its product is annotated as RNA-binding (RRM/RBD/RNP motifs) family protein. The coding region runs from base 1 to 600 and encodes 199 amino acids. Lineage: Eukaryota; Viridiplantae; Streptophyta; Magnoliopsida; Brassicales; Brassicaceae. The record is from RefSeq and is marked reviewed. Gene Ontology annotation, molecular function: nucleic acid binding; RNA binding. The transcript is spliced from 5 exons.